Penicillium canariense is the source of this 2097-nucleotide messenger RNA. RefSeq names its product putative salicylate hydroxylase. Lineage: Eukaryota; Fungi; Ascomycota; Eurotiomycetes; Eurotiales; Aspergillaceae. The record is from RefSeq and is a predicted model, not a curated record. The coding region runs from base 1 to 2097 and encodes 698 amino acids. The transcript is spliced from 5 exons. Gene Ontology annotation, molecular function: monooxygenase activity; FAD binding; lyase activity.
AUGGCGACGAAUGAACUGAACGGCAACACCGCGACCGGCCUUCGUGUCUUGAUCGUCGGUGCUGGUAUCGGUGGCUUGACUGCAGCAAUUGCCUUGCGCCAGCAGGGACACCGCGUGGAGCUGUUCGAGCGAUCACGAUUUGCCAACGAAAUUGGGGCUGCUAUUCACGUGUCCCCAAACGCCAAUGGAGUAUUGCUGCCCUUAGGGAUUGAUGCGACCAAGUUCGGCGCGGUCGAGACUGAAUUGCUGCGCGAGUAUAGGCCAUCGGGAGAGAUAUUCCAGAUCACUCAAUUUAAGCAACAGGCGGAUAUAUGGAGACACCGCUGGCUGCUUGUUCACCGCGCUCACUUCCACGAAGGACUCAAGACCGCUGCUUUGGCACCGGGCAAGGGGGAGCCAGCGGUGCUACACACUGCCAGCAAGGUAGUUGAUAUCGACUCGCACAAGGCGACUGUGACCCUGGAGAACGGCGAUGUUAUUGAGGGAGAUGUCGUGAUCGGUGCCGACGGGGUGCACUCCCUGGCCCGCACGAAGCUCACCCAAGACAUCAAGCCGGUCAGCUCGGGCAGGAAUGCCUUCCGCUUCCUGAUGACCCGUCAACAGGCUCUCGAUGACCCGGAGACGGCCAGUAUUGCCCAGGACUUCGGUGCCGUUGAUAUGUGGGAUGCGGACGAACGCCGGGUGGUCAUCUAUCCUUGCGCGAACAAUGAGCUGCUCAACUUUGUCUGCGUUCACCCUGAUUCGAUGACCACAAUUGAUGCGAGUGGUGAUUCCUAUAAUCAGCAGAUUGGCAAGGACACCCUCCUCGAUGUCUACAAAGAUUUCAACCCGCAGGUCCGGAAACUGCUGGAGAAGGCCGACCCCCAGACGCUGAAGCUGUGGCCACUCCUCGAUAUGCCUACAUUGCCGACAUGGGUGAAUGACCGUUUGGCGGCCUUGGGCGAUGCUGUGCAUCCUUUCCUGCCAUACCGUGCGUCGGGCGGUGCGAUGGCUAUCGAAGAUGCAGUAUCGUUGUCUGUCAUGUUGCCACGGGGCACCUCGCCUGCGGAGAUCCCCGAGAGACUGAAGAUUUAUGAGAAGGCACGUCAUGAGCGUGCCACUACGAUCCAGGUAAUGACUCGCGAGUCUGCCCAGCUGCUCCCUCCUGACCAGGUCAUGGCUAUGGUCGCGUAUAUAUACGGCCAUGAUGAGUUCGACCAUUCCGCUCAGGUCCUUCGAAAGCACCAGUGGGCCCAAAACCCACACAUGUACUGGCGCCAGCCCAUCGUCUUUGGGCCUAUGCCCGGUCCUCGACAGGACUUUAUGGGUCAUGACCGGGCCUUGAAAUCUCUGGAAUCUACCUUCCAGACCGCAUCAAUCAAGUUCAAAACCAGCCGGACAUUGCUCCAGAACCUUUUUCCAUCGGACCGCUACAGCUUCAUCUCCCCCAGCUCAGUGGCUCGAGCGAGCUUCUCCCAGACUACCUUGAAUGGGAUGGACUGGCUGGGUGGUGGUGGCUACCGCCAUGUGGGACUGUACAUCCACGGUGUGCAGUACAAGAAGGAGAAUGGGGAAGUGAUCAAGGGCACCUAUAUGCCCAUCCUGUUUGAGAGUCUUGCGGACCCGAUUGUCUCCGGCCGCGAGGAGCUCGGCAUGCCGAAGCUUUACUCUGCCGUUGACAUCCACGAGCGCAACAACUCAUAUCGUUACCAGACCAGCUGGCAGGGUGCGGUGUGGGGCCAUUUCGAGUUGGAUGAUCUGGAGGACGCCGAUCCAGCUGCGGAUAAGGGCACUAUCGGUGGGGAAGAUGACGAUGGCAUUCUCGUAUACCGAUACAUUCCCAAGGUUGGCCGGGCCUCCAGGGGUGAACCCGAGGCCGAGUACCCUGUGUUCGUUCCCCAUGCCCAGGAAUCCAAGGUCGUUCCCUCAAAGGUAACACGCGUCCGCCGGACGAAAAUGGCCAAGGUGGAGAUCGCCGCACUUGGUUGGGACGCCUUGCCGACGCUGAACCACGUUGUAUCUCGGCUGAGUGAAAUUCCCAUUGACGAGAUCAUUGAUGCAAAGAUCACCGAAGGGCGCGGGGUGCCAGAUGUGUCCAGUGCUCAACGGAUUGAGUAA